AUGAGAGUUUCUCGAGAGUUGGCGGCGGUGGCGGUGUGGAUGGGGCUUGCGGGCGUGCUGGCGGGGCUGGUGGCGUGGAGGGUGCAGAAGGGCUUCGACGACAAUCGCAAGGCGGAGCUCGACACCUGGUGCGCCGGUCGCGCGCGCUCGCUGCAGCAGCAGUUCAUGCUCACCGCCGACCACGUGCAGGCGCUGGCAGGGCUGUUGACAGUGUUUGGGGGAGUGCGGGAGAACCCGUGGGGCGUGGCGGGGUGCAUGAGCCAGCAGCGGUACGCGCAGUACGUGCACGCCACUGUGGCCGCAUGGUUUUGGGUGCAUGCUGUCAUCUACCUCCUCCUCCUCAACCAUUCCGACAGGGCGGAGUACGAGAGGCAGAUGCGGUGCGGAGUGGUGGACUUCAUGGACCACGCGCGCCCCCCAGCGGACUGGUACAUGCCCAUGCGCUACUGGUACAGCGAGAUCCCCCUCGCCACCGUGCUCGCCGGCACGCCCUGCAAGGACGCGCGCACCAACCCCUCCUUCGGCCCGCAGCUGGGCGGCAUGGUGGAGCGCGCGGACCGGUGGCUCACCACGCCCUACGUGCUCGACAAUGGCAAUGCUGGCAUCGGUGGGUGCUGUCCCUGGCUGGCACACGCAUGGGUGGCUGGGGCAAUGGGGGCAGCAGCAUGGGUGGGUGGGGACAGGCGCCGUGGGUUAUGCAAGUGGGAGUGGGAGGGCUGUGAUGGCCCCUCCCUCCCUCUUUCCCUCUGCCCGCGCCUCUGCACUGUGCAAUGUCGCCGCACGUGCACCACCCAUGCAGGCAUGACGUUUCCGCUCUUCCGGGUGGGCGUGUCGACGGGGUCGCCCCUGGCAGAGCGGCAGGGCACGUUGAUCGGAGCCAUGGGGGCGUCGGUGGACUUGAAGCGCCUUGCCAGCGCCAUCAUCCUCGAUGUGCUGCAGGACGUGAACUACACGCUUGAGAUCUACGACAUCACAGACACCUUGGCAUCGCCCCCAUCAGGCCAGCGCCUGCUGUACGGCGUGGGCGACUUGCCUCAGGGCGACCCCAAGCAGGAGUCCAAGGUCAUUCCGCCCUCCACCGCCGCCAUGCUGCAGCCACACCGCCACAAGGCCGUGCACCCACUCAACCUCACCGACCCCUCUCGCUCCUUCCAAGCCUGGUGCCGGUAUUCCCCUCCUCUUGUCUCCUCCUCUUGUCGCCUCACCGUAUUCCCCUCUCCCUUUAUAUCCUCUUGUUCCCUCCCCUCGUGCCCUCCCCUUCUCUUCUCCUCAGCACUGCUAGCAUGUCAGCAAAUCUUCUCACUUCCUUUUCCACUCACAUUCUUUUUCUCUCCCUCUGUCUGUCGGUUCUUCCCCCGGCAACCGCCCCCACUCUGCCCUCCAACCCCCCGUGGCUUUUCUCCCCUCUCGCCCUCAUUCCCCCCUGCCAGCUUUGCAGGGUCAGACGAAGCACGCAGUUGGGUGGCGGUCGUGCUGGGCGUGGUGAUAGUGGUGGUGGCGGCGCUGCUGGCAGGCAUUGCAGUGAGCGUGGUGCGCAACACGCGGAGGGCGAGGAGGAAGACGGCGGUGGUGGAGGGCUUGAAGGAGAGCACGCAGCGCAAGGAGCACAACAAGAGCGCCUUCAUUGCCACCACCUCGCACGAGCUGCGCACACCAAUCAUCGGAAUGAAAGGCAUGUUGGAGCAGCUGGUGGAGGGGCACAUGGAGUGCGAGAUGGAGGAGGACGUGUGGACAGCGCUGGAGGAGGCGGAGCGGGUGCUGCGGCUGAUCAACACGGUGCUGGACAUCUCCAAGGUGGAGGCGGGGCACAUGCAGCUCGAGCGACUGCCGUUUGACCCGCGUGCCUGGCUGCUGGCCGCCCUGCAGCAGCACGGGGCCAGAGCUGCUGAAGCCGGGCUGCAGUUCACGUGGCAUGUGGAUGUGAGUGUGCCGGACGUGCUAGUGGGGGACCACAUGCGCCUGCAGCAAGUGAUCGACAGCAUUGUUGACAACGCCAUCAAGUUCACGAGCAGUGGAGGCAUGUGUGUGAGGCUGCAGUGCCUUCCCCCCGACACCCACACCCCCACCCACCUGCUCUCCCUCGGCUGCCUCCUCGCUGAAACCACCCCCUGCUGCCCCCCUGCCGCUGCUCCCAGUGCUGCUAGUGCCACCAGUACUGCCACCUCCGGUGCUGAGACAGGGACUAGCAAUGGUGCAGGGGGUGCGGCUGUGAUGCCUUGCUUUGGGCAGCACAUGGGGCAGCGGUGGCUUGCACAGGCAGGGGUGAGGCAAUGUUGUGGGUGCUUGGAGGAGUGCAUGGGGUUGGAAAAGAGAGGUGCAGCGGUGCAGGGGUGGUGCAGGCAGGGAGAUAGGGAGGGAGAGAGCCGUGGCAGGGAGGGCAGGGAUUGUGCAGGGGCGGAUGCCGUGGCGGCUGCUCAGGAUGGUUGCGAGGCAGGGUGGGCAGGAGUGGUGGGCGGUGGGGAGGGUGGCGGGGAGGGUGGCGGGGAGGGCGGUGAGGAGGGAGGUGGGGAGGGCGGUGGGGAGGGCGGUGGGGAGGGCGGUGGGGAGGGCGGUGGGGAGGGCGGUGGGGGGGACGCAUGGGUGGGUGCAGUGAGGCGGUGGUGGGGCAGGGCUGGCAUGCCGGGAUGGAGAGGCCCUGCACGUGAGGGGCAUUGUCAAGGGCGGGUGGUGGUGCUGGUGACGUGCGAGGACACGGGGUGUGGCAUCGCAGAGGAGGAGCAGCCUGAUGUGUUCCAGGCCUUCAUGCAGGCGCAUCACAAGAGGCACUUGCACGGCGGAAGUGGCCUGAGUCUCCACAUAUCCAAACAGCUGGUGUCUCUGAUGGGCGGCAGCAUGGGUCUGCUCAGCACAGAGGGCCUCGGCACCACCCUGCACGUCGCUCUCCCCAUCGCUGCUCUUCCCGCCGCUGCUGCUGCUUCUGCCCGUGCUGCCAGCACGAGCACACGAGCUCCCAGUGCUGCCCUUGCUGCUCUCUUCACAGCCAGCAGCACCAGGCGACUGGUGGGGUGGUGCGAGCAGGUGGCAGCAGGGAGGAGAAGUGAAGGGACAAGGCGCAGAGGGAGUGGGACGGAGGUGCAGGUGGCAGGUGUGAAGGCUGGAGGACUCACAAGGCACACUCGGGCGAUAGCAGCGCAGGGUGGGGUCCACGUGCAGGAGGAUGGGGUGGGGGCGAAGUGGGUGAGCGGCACGGCGCAGAGUGCCAAGGAGGCACUUAAGGAGAUGCUACAGGGCAUGGCAAUCCUGCUGUUGGACGACCAUAUGGUGGUGGACGACAACACCAUUUCCGUCCCUCCAUGCUCAUCCCCUCUCUCUCCUCCUUCCCUCUACCCUCUGUGCUCCACUAGGUGGUGGGCGACAACGCCAUCAACCGUCCCUGCGUUCUCAUGCCCUCUGCACUCCCCCUGUACUCGCCGUGAGUGGCUGCACCAGGUGGUGGACGACAACGUGAUCAACCGGCGGGUGGCAGCGAGCACGCUGGCGCGGUACGGGGCGGAGGUGGCGCUGGCAGAGUCGGGCGAGGCGGCGCUGCGCCUGCUGCAGGCGCGCCACUCCUUCCGCCUCGUGCUCAUGGACCUCCACAUGCCCGGCCUCGACGGCACAAAGGGCUCUCAUCUCGCCAUCCUCUUCACUCAUUCGCAGCCCCCAACCUCUCCCACCUUCCCAUCCCUCGCAUCCUCCACAUGA
This is a messenger RNA of Closterium sp. Naga37s-1, 3684 nucleotides long. NCBI's taxonomy places the organism in Eukaryota, Viridiplantae, Streptophyta, Zygnematophyceae, Desmidiales, Closteriaceae. The record is from the annotation of a GenBank genome assembly.